GGAUUCAGAGUUCACCUCUCCUACCCAGCGCGGUGCCGGCAGCAUGCUCCCGCCGUUGGUGGCGAUCAGCCGCGGUGGUCACGGCCAGCCGAACAAGGAUGCCGAGGCGAUUGUGGCCAAGAAGCCGGUCGUGCCGGACCGCUUUGCAGAGAAGGCCGCCAACUUCAAGGCAGCGGUGGAGGGCAGCAAGCUGAGCAUCGAACGCGAGCACCAAGAUCGUCUCAAGCGACACGAGAUGAUUGACGAUGGCUUGUCUGCUGUUCAGGACGAGCAGCGUCGCGAGGCCGUGAUGGACCAGUUUCAGGAGCAGGAGAAGCGCCUGGCCGUGGCAAAAUGCAGGCACUGGUCGACGGCCGACCUGACAUCCAUGGCGGUUCUCGGAGCAGCCGAAACUUUCUACACUAUGUCUUCACCGGAUCUAGGGCAUGCACUGCUGAGCGUCUUGCGCUACUUGGAGGAUCACGGGACUUGGUAA
Symbiodinium sp. CCMP2456 is the source of this 475-nucleotide messenger RNA. The record is from the annotation of a GenBank genome assembly. NCBI's taxonomy places the organism in Eukaryota, Dinophyceae, Suessiales, Symbiodiniaceae.